UACGUGACGCGGCAGUAGCUCGGACUUUCAUAAUUACGUAAGCACUUCAGCGGCAGUGUCUCUCCCUAAUAACACAUUAUAUAUAUAUAAAGUUGAUUUGUGCCUUUUCACCACCAUGGAUUCAGCAGUCACAAAAGAAACAGAGAAGCACUGCGUCCUGUGCUGCCAAGAAGUCGAUAUCUUCGCCUUAGGAAAAUGCGACCACCCGGUUUGUUACCGCUGCUCCACCAAAAUGAGGGUGCUGUGCGACCAGAAGUACUGCGCCGUCUGCCGGGAAGAGCUCGACAAGGUGGUGUUCGUGAAAAAACUGGAGGCCUUCUCCUGUCUGCCCUAUCAGCAGUUCCCCUGUGAGAAGAAGCAUGAUAUCUAUUUCAGUGACGAGAGGAUCUAUGCCCAGUACAGGCAUCUGCUGUUGCCAGAGUGCCUCCGCUGUUCAGAGCCUAAGGUUUUCUCCAAGUUGGAGGAGCUCGAUCAACACAUGAGGAAGCAGCACGAGCUCUUCUGUUGCAAGCUCUGCACAAAGCAUCUUAAGAUCUUCUCCCACGAGCGCAAGUGGUACAACCGUAAGGAACUGGCACGUCACCGAGCACAUGGAGACCCAGACGAUACCAGCCACAGAGGACACCCGCUCUGCAAGUUCUGUGAUGACCGUUACCUUGAUAAUGAUGAGCUGCUUAAACACUUGCGAAGGGACCACUACUUCUGCCAUUUCUGUGAUGCAGACGGAUCCCAGGAAUACUACAGCGAUUAUCCAUACUUGAGCGAGCACUUCAGGGAGAGUCACUAUCUGUGUGAGGAAGGCCGCUGUGCCACAGAACAGUUCACCCAUGCAUUCCGCACUGAGAUCGACUACAAGGCCCACAAGGCUGCAGCGCACAGCAAGAAUCGUGCAGAGGCUCGACAGAACCGCCAAAUCGACCUGCAGUUUAGCUACGCCCCAAGACAACAGAGGAGAAAUGAAGGUCUGGUGACAGGUGAGGACUAUGAGGAGAUGCGUCACAGUCGAGGAGGAAGAGGAGGAAGGCCUCAGGGGGGACAGAAGAGCUGGCGGUACUCCCGAGAGGAAGAGGACAGAGAGCUGGCAGCUGCUAGAAGGGCAUCCAUGGCAAUGCGUAGACAGGAAGAGAGAGGAGCGGUGCAGGAGAGGACCGCUCCCAAACACUGCAGAGAGGAGAGGAUGGAGAGGAUGGAGAGGAUGGAGAGGACGGAGAGGACGGAGAGGAUGGAGAGGACAGAGAGAACAGAACCAGAAGAGCCCAGACACAGGACCGGACCCGUCAAACAAACAAGCAAACCUCCAGUAAGAACAAUGAAGAGCACUAAUCCAGAAGAAGAUGACUUCCCAGCUUUGGGAGCCACUGCUGCCCCACCCAUUGUAAAGCCAGCUCCUGUGGUGGUAACAGCAGCCCAUGCGGCUUUGAAGGAAGACGACUUCCCCAGCCUCUCAACUGUUGCUGUUUCAUCCCCAAUGACCCCGGCUUACUCUGCCCAACCUAGGAAGACUUCCUCUUUCCAAGAGGAGGAUUUCCCCGCUCUCGUGUCCAAAAUCCGGCCCCUCAAAACCGCAGCUGGUAGAAACUCCGCCUGGUCCAACCAUACUACUGUAGCUAAACCCACCACUCAGCCCCCUCCUUCCUCCAGACCUCCCCCUCCACUCUCAUCUACAUCGUCUGGCCCUCAGCUCCUCUCCUCCUCAAACUCUUUGUCUUCUCGGAGGAAAAAGAAAGUAGGGGAUAAUGGGAAACCUACUACCCGGUCUCCUCCUUCUUCCGAGGAUGACAGCGGAGGACUGACGCAGCAGGAGUUCCGCUCGGUGCCCACCAUGUUCGACAUCUCCUCUCUGCUCACCGUUAAAGGAGGCAACAGCAAACCCCCUACUGUGACCUCCAACCCUCUGAACACGACCCCCAUUCCUGAUCCACCUACCUCGAAAGCCAGCAAGAAGAAAAAACAGCAGAAGAACACAGCCACUCCCUCGGCUUCUGUGUCUUCAGUGUCAGGGAUGGCACAAACUGUAAGUACAGUCUCAGUGGAAACGGCAGCACAGAAGGAGAACGUCCCUGAGAAAACUUGGAACAAACCCCUUUCCAGCACUGUGACAGGGGCACCGACGAGUGGAUUGGCUAAUGGCCACCCUGAGAAAUCGCCACCGGUUAUUAAGGAGGCAGCUGCGGUAACCCCUCAUCCACACACAGACCCCCCUCUUGACAAGGAGGAAGAGUUCCCUGCCCUCAUGACCAAGAACCCACCACCAGGCUUCAAGAGCUCCUUCCCAAUGAAGGCCUCAGCUCCUGCCCCAUCCUCCACUUUGCCCCAACCUCCACCCGGCCUGGGAAUUUCAGCCACUAAACCUCCCCCAGGAUUCACCGGGAUACCCCUCAACAGCAAUGUGGUGGAGCCUGCUCCUUCCGCAGUCAACCCGCCCCCCAAGGUGUCAAGCAGUGGUUACCUAGUCCCAGACGACUUCCAUCAGAGAAACCUGGAGCUGAUCCAGUCCAUUAGAAAGUACCUCCACAACGAUGAGUCAAAGUUCAACGAGUUUAAAAACUACUCUGCACAGUUCAGACAGGGUGUAAUAUCAGCAGCCCAGUACCACCGCAGCUGUAAGGACCUGCUCGGAGACGACUUUAACCGCAUCUUCAACGAGCUGCUAGUGCUCUUGCCGGACACCGGCAAGCAACAGGAGCUCCUGGCUGCCCACGGCGACUGCAAGGCCAUGGAGAAGCAGUCAGGCGCUGGUGGAGGAAAGAAAAACAAGAACAAGAAGAACGCCUGGCAGAUGCCGACCACAGCGGCUAACGCAGCAGCUGAGCUGGACUGCCAGGUGUGCCCCACUUGCAGACAGGUACUGGCCCACAAAGACUUCAACUCCCACAAGACCCUGCACAUCAGAGAGAGUGAGGAAUUCCCUUCCUUGCAGUCAAUUAGCCGUAUCAUCAGCUAGCCCCUCGUUUUUUUCUUUCUGCAGUCUUCAGUUGCCCCUGCAGCCCUGUCAAAGCCCUGCAGCAGACAGUGUGGAGAACAGGAGCCCGUUUCCUGCGUGACCACGUCCCAGUGGAGUUUGGGGCUAAUAUCUUAUAACGAGUUGGAAUUUGAGAUGGUUUAUGGUGUUUUUACUUUCUAUGGGAAUUAUGUUGAUUCACAGUUUACACACAAUUUCCCCAUUUCAACUCUUAUUUCCACUCACAUCCUUCGAGGACGUCUCCAGCUGGCACUGGCACUGGUCUAACCAGAACUGUCAAUUUAUUUAAUGAGAGAAGAGACAAGCUGAGGCUCUGCUUAAAUGUGUUGCUCCCUGAUAGAAAAAUUGUAUUGAUUUACAUUUUUUUUACCUUGCUUUGUGUUUUCACUCGAACAGAAGAUGACAAAUUGUAUUUUGUUAACAUCAACGUUGAUAAAGUGUGUAUGAUUCCCCAGCGGGGCUGCUUGGUUAAAUAACAAAAUAAACGCAAACCUGUUUGGUUCAACUACUCAGCACCAUAUUUAUUUCAGUGUAGCUGUUUUAUUGUUCAUUGCUUCAUGCAAGGAGAAGGCCUGUUAAGUGCUUGAGUGAAUGGAUUGUUGUAGUCUGUCAGAGACAUCAUGUAGGAGGGUGAGUGACAGGAAGUAAGUUGCUUUGGGAAUUGGAACAAAUCUUUCAGUCAGUUAAAGUUUUUUAAUGUGUUCGUUCUUUUUAUUCUGUUCACAUCAAUCACCAUUACAUUUGGUUGAUUUGGUGAUUGAUGGAUUGGUUAAUCAGUGCCAUUUGUUUGAAACUAAGUGGAACUAAAGAAUGAAAGCGUGUCCUCCACAGUUAUAUCUACUUUUAAGAAUCAUUUAAGGAUAUUUCUUCAACACACACAAACAUUAUCAUUCCGACUACCUUUGAAUUAUAGUUUUGACACACUGCGCAUGUAAACUCGGUUGGUAAGGGGGGGCUGGUUACAUCCAGUACACAAUCUGUUCAUCUUCUCUCUCAGGACCCUUUGCUUGCACCGAUGCCCACCUGGGUGUGCGUUGUAUGUGUGUGUGUGUGUGAGUGUAAGAGCGAGAGAGAGUCUGAAUGAUGUGUAUAUAGUUUGUAUAUACGUCAUACAGCAGCUUACUCUUUUUUUUCUGUCUGGCUUCAAUAAAGCUGUUAUCUUUCA
This is a messenger RNA of Dicentrarchus labrax (European seabass), 4127 nucleotides long. It is a transcript of the gene znf598, whose product is annotated as zinc finger protein 598. The record is from RefSeq and is a predicted model, not a curated record. Gene Ontology annotation, biological process: protein ubiquitination; rescue of stalled cytosolic ribosome. The coding region runs from base 116 to 2944 and encodes 942 amino acids. Gene Ontology annotation, molecular function: ribosome binding; ubiquitin protein ligase activity. Lineage: Eukaryota; Metazoa; Chordata; Actinopteri; Moronidae. The transcript has 12 exons.